This is a messenger RNA of Cryptomeria japonica (Japanese cedar), 1572 nucleotides long. Its product is annotated as GRAS family protein RAM1-like. Lineage: Eukaryota; Viridiplantae; Streptophyta; Pinopsida; Cupressales; Cupressaceae. The transcript has a single exon. Gene Ontology annotation, biological process: regulation of DNA-templated transcription. Bases 1 to 1572 code for a protein of 523 amino acids. The record is from RefSeq and is a predicted model, not a curated record. Gene Ontology annotation, cellular component: nucleus. Gene Ontology annotation, molecular function: DNA-binding transcription factor activity; sequence-specific DNA binding.
AUGGUUGUAUCAAACAAUGGAAUUCCUCCUCUAUCCAUAGCGGAUUAUUCAGUCAGCUCCUUUCUCUUCGAGUCAGAUGUUUCUGAGGGCGACCAAUAUCUAGCCAUGGCUAUGGAGGACACCUUCGUAGUGGCCGACUGUGAAAUGUUUCCUUUCGGGGAGGAGCUCAUUGGCCAUAAUUUAUUUGAAAUCAUUCCUUUCGAAGAGGAGCAGAUAAAUGAUUAUGAAGCAGAGAGUUCCCUUACUGUAGAUGAUAUUUUCACACCUGAAGGACAACUUCAUGAUGAGAUGCUACCAAAUGAGGAUAUCUUGUUCUCUGAACAAAUACCGAAUUUCGAAGGAGCUCAGCCGAUAAGAAUAUGCGCUCAUGGUGGCUUCAAUCACGAGGUUCGCCAGGGCGAGAAAAAGGAGGAGAUGGAAUUAGUUCAACUUCUUUUAGCCUCUGGAAGAAUGAUAGGCGACGGGAAAUAUGAUCAGGCUGAUCGACUAGUGAGCAAAUGCAAGAGUUUGUCUCGUCAGUUGGGGAGUCCCACACAGAGGCUCGCGUAUUAUAUCUCUGGCGCCCUGCAGGAUAGAAUCCAUCGCCAGACUCAUGGCAUGUUAAACAACGCAGCUAAACCAGUCUCAGAUUUUGCUUUCAAUAUUGAGGGUGAAUUUGACCAAAAUGAAUUAUGUAGUCUCGUUGCUUACUUUACUACAGUUCUACCCUAUACCAAACUGCUGCAGUUCACGUCUGUGCAGGCAAUCAUAGACACCGUGGGGGAUGAAAGGAAAAUUCAUAUAAUUGAUCUUGGGAUGCGAAGUGGGUCGCAUUGGACAGUAUUGAUGGAGUAUCUUGCACACAGAGUUGUUUCUUCUUCUUUCGCAGCGCUUGAGCUUCUCAGGAUAACAGCAGUUGGCAUGAAUGGCCAAGAGCUUAAAAAAAGUCGAAGAAGACUUCAUGAGCUCGCCAAAUCUUUGGGGAUUCCGUUUACCUAUAGCAUUGUAGAGAUCCCAAACAUAGAGGAGAUUAAGCAUGGUUUAUUCACCGUUAAAUCUGGUGAGGCUUUGGCAGUUUACUCUUCAUUUAUUUUGAGAAGUCUGUUAUACGACCCGGUCGUUCUCGCCAAUCUGUUAAUAGUUAUCAAUAAACUGAGGCCUCGGAUAAUGGUGAACGUUGAGGUUGAAGCACAGCAUAAUUCUCCAUGUUUUGUGAAUAGAUUGAGCGAGGUGCUUUUCCAUUACAUGGCGUAUUUUGAUCUUUUGGAUGUUACCUUAACAGACAGAAAUGAUAUUAAGAGGCUGAAGCAUGAAGAAUUAAUUACUGGAAGUCAGAUAAGGAAUAUGAUAGUCUAUGAGGGUAAGGAGAGAAGUGUUAGGCAUGUUAGAAGUGACGUGUGGAGGUGUUUGUUCAAACAAGCAGGGUUCAGGGAAAAGAGCUUCAGCUUUCAAGCUAUGUAUCAGGCUAGGUUGUUAUUAGAAGAAUAUGCUUCUGGAGAAUAUUAUACUCUGAAGCUUGAUGGACAUGCCAUAAUUGUAAGGUGGAAAGGAACACCGUUUUUUUCACUGUCGGCAUGGACUGGUACAAAGUAA